ACAUCAAAAUGAUUGCAAUAGUAUCUUUGGUUCUCAUCGCACUCUUCGGACUGUCCUCAGCUGAGGUAGAAGUUCCUGGAACGUUGAUUUGGGAAAAACCAUCGGGACUUUCGAUUGUGGGACUUGCUGAAGUAAUUCCCCCGACUUGCGAUGGUGUCAACUACUACAGCACCUGUUACGACUGCAAUCAAAUUUUGGUGUGUUCUGGUAAGCUUCCUAGUACCCAGCAGAAUUGCCGUGUGAAUUCUCCUACCAAACCGUACUGUUCGGCUGGAAUUUGCUCAGCGACGCCCACCUGCCCUCCAGAACCUCUUUCCUGCACUGAUGCUGGCAAGUUCCCUGAUCCCUACAACUGCACCCAAUACCACUACUGUGAGGCUGCCGGAGAAGAUUCUUCUGUAUACGCAUGUCCACCCAAAUACGUGUAUAACGCAGACACAGGACUCUGCAAAGUGCAAGUUUACGUCGCGGACUGCAUGACUGCCAAAUGUGACCCCACCAAGGGCUUCGGAACCUACGGCACUUCUAAGACCUUCUUCGCCAUUUGCACCUACGACGAUAAAGGCGUCCUGUCGUCGGUCGAUAUGGCGAAAUGUCCCAACAACACCCUUUUCGAUACGGUCAACGGAAGUGGAUGCAAAUUCACCUGCCCCAAGGAUGGCAACUUCGCCAACCCAAUGGAUCCCACCUUUGCCAGUUACUAUCUGUGCUACACUUCUGGAGUGACCAAGGUUGCUUCGCUGCAGAAAUGUGCGGAAGGAAAGGCCUUUGACGUUGCAGCCGGUUUGUGCACAGCUGCCGCUUAUGCUACAACCACCCCUGCUCCUGCUCCUGCUGCUUAAAUUCUUUACUUUCUUAUAUUUUUAACAUUCCUUUUGAAGCCUGUGGGAAAUAAGGUUUCGAUAGGACAUAGCUUUGGCUUUGCUAGAAACCAAUAAAGUUCUAGUUUUUCGUUUAAAAUUUCUCGUUUUAAAGUU
Molecule: messenger RNA, 977 nt
Organism: Uranotaenia lowii
Lineage: Eukaryota; Metazoa; Arthropoda; Insecta; Diptera; Culicidae
Exons: 2
Coding region: 9-842 (277 amino acids)
Cellular component (GO): extracellular region
Molecular function (GO): chitin binding
Source: RefSeq, a predicted model, not a curated record